CCCAUACCCGUCAGCCACCCCGGCCAAAGGUGUAUAUAUAAUGUUGAAGCAGGUGAAAUAAGCACUAGUGUCUGGACAGUCGCCCUCGUCGCACCUUUACACUAAACAGGCAUGGCUGACGACGAUACCUGUGCGCUUGUGGUCGACAAUGGCUCCGGCAUGGUCAAGGCCGGAUUCGCCGGAGACGACGCCCCUCGCGCCGUCUUCCCCUCCAUCGUUGGCCGCCCCCGUCACCAGGGUGUGAUGGUCGGUAUGGGUCAGAAGGACGCCUACGUCGGCGAUGAGGCCCAGAGCAAGAGAGGUAUUCUGACUCUCAAGUACCCCAUCGAGCACGGUAUCAUCACCAACUGGGACGACAUGGAGAAGAUCUGGCAUCACUCCUUCUACAACGAACUCCGUGUUGCUCCUGAGGAAUCUCCCGUCCUCCUCACUGAGGCUCCCCUCAACCCUAAGGCCAACCGCGAGAAGAUGACCCAGAUCAUGUUCGAGACCUUCAGCUGCCCCGCCAUGUACGUGGCCAUCCAGGCCGUGCUGUCCCUGUAUGCCUCUGGUCGUACUACUGGUAUCGUGUUGGACUCUGGAGACGGUGUGUCUCACACUGUCCCCAUCUACGAAGGUUUUGCUCUUCCUCACGCUAUUCUGCGUCUCGACUUGGCUGGACGUGAUAUUACUAACUACUUGAUGAAGAUCAUGACUGAGCGUGGCUACUCCUUCACCACCACGGCCGAGCGUGAAAUCAUCCGUGAUAUUAAGGAAAAGCUUUGCUAUGUCGCCCUCGACUUUGAGAACGAGAUGGCCCAAGCUGCUGCUUCCACAUCGCUGGACAAGUCCUAUGAACUUCCCGACGGUCAGGUCAUCACCAUCGGCAACGAGCGCUUCCGUGCCCCCGAGUCGUUGUUCCAGCCUUCCUUCCUUGGCAUGGAGUCAGUCGGAGUACACGAAACGGUCCACAACUCCAUCAUGAGGUGCGACAUUGACAUCAGAAAGGACCUGUUCGCCAACACCGUCAUGUCUGGAGGUACCACCAUGUACCCUGGUAUCGCUGACCGUAUGCAGAAGGAAAUUACUGCUCUUGCUCCUUCCACCAUCAAGAUCAAGAUCAUUGCUCCUCCCGAGCGUAAAUACUCCGUCUGGAUCGGCGGUUCCAUUCUUGCUUCUCUGUCCACAUUCCAAGCCAUGUGGAUCACCAAGGAAGAAUACGACGAAUCUGGCCCUGGUAUCGUCCACCGCAAAUGCUUCUAAGAACUUAAUAAUAUGACUGUUAUCAUUGUUUAUUUUCAUCAAUAAAUUGCCAAUCCAAUUUAGAUUCCUCAUACACAGGACAUUUAUGCAUCCUCAUUCUCUCAUGAUUAUAUGGACAUCUUUCAUCGUACUUAGUACAUACAACAAAUAAUUGCUGAAUACAGUGAAAUACAAAAAAA
Molecule: messenger RNA, 1421 nt
Organism: Penaeus monodon (black tiger shrimp)
Lineage: Eukaryota; Metazoa; Arthropoda; Malacostraca; Decapoda; Penaeidae
Product: actin, muscle-like
Exons: 2
Coding region: 112-1242 (376 amino acids)
Biological process (GO): mitotic cytokinesis
Source: RefSeq, a predicted model, not a curated record